AUGGCUGAAAUGGUCGAACAGGUUGGAACGGUUGAAAUUCUCGAAAUGGUUGAAAUGGUGGAAAUGGUGGAAAUGGUUGGAUGGUUGGAGUUGGAACGGUUGAAAUGGUUGAAUGGGUGGAAUGGGUCGAGAAGGUUGAGAAGGUUGGAUAGGUUGAGAGGGUUGAGAAAUUUGAGAAGAUUGAGAGGGUUGAGAAGGUUGAGAGGGUUGAAGAGGUUGAAGAGGUUGAAGAGGUUGAAGAGGUUGAAGAGGUUGAAGAGGUUGAAGAGGUUGAAGAGGUUGAAGAGGUUGAAGAGGUUGAAGAGGUUGAAGAGGUUGAAGAGGUUGAAGAGGUUGAAGAGGUUGAAGAGGUUGAAGAGGUUGAAGAGGUUGAAGAGGUUGAAGAGGUUGAAGAGGUUGAAGAGGUUGAAGAGGUUGAAGAGGUUGAAGAGGUUGAAGAGGUUGAAGAGGUUGAAGAGGUUGAAUAGGUUCAUAAGGUUCGAGAGGUGUCUGCUGAUCUGGGAUCUUCUCAGGGCUGUGAUUAUCUGUGCAUUUAGAUGA
Messenger RNA from Tremella mesenterica DSM 1558, 540 nucleotides. RefSeq lists its product as uncharacterized. Bases 1 to 540 code for a protein of 179 amino acids. NCBI's taxonomy places the organism in Eukaryota, Fungi, Basidiomycota, Tremellomycetes, Tremellales, Tremellaceae. The record is from RefSeq and is a predicted model, not a curated record. The transcript has 2 exons.